AUUUUUAUAAUGAAAAAGUAAUAGAUGAAAGAGUCUGUACUUUCUGAUUUAAUUUAUUUAAGGUGCAGAAAUAAAUCUAUAGUGUUAGAUAUCAGGACAAUGGUUAUCCUUGGAAGAAGGAAGUAACUGGAGAGAAGUAUAAAGAGGUCUCUGGGGUGCUGGUGAUGUUCUAUUUCUUGAUGUGGAUGCUAUAACAUGUAUGUGUUCAGUCUGUGAAAUUCUUUGAGCUAUCCAUUUGUGAUUUAUAUGAUACAUUUUUUACAUGAAUAUUACACUUCAAAAAAGAUUUUAGCAAUGUCGAUCACAGACCCCACAGCAGACCUAUGGAAUCAGAACAUCUGGGAGUGGGAACUCAGGACCUUGCAUUUUAAAAAUCUCCGUCCUAAGUUUUUCUUAGGACUACUUGAUUUUGAGAAUCUUUGCUAAAGGAAGAGGAUUAGAUAAAUAUUCUUCCAAUGCCCAAGAUUUCUUCAAUUCUAUCCUAACAAUAAAUAUUUCUUAGAAAAGAAAUUUUUGAUUUCCUUGCAUCAUUUACCUUCUUCCUGUUAGGAAAAUGCACAUCAUGUUUUAGGUGCUGAGACACAGGACUAAGAAAUCAAUGACAUAAAAAUGCAGAGUUUAGUAUUUUUUCUUUAAAAUAUUAUCCUAAGGUGUCAUACAUACUAUAAUUUAUGAAUAUCUGGAAGAGUGAAAACAAUUUUAUUGAGGCCUUGUAAAAUAUGGCAGGUUCUAGGACCUCAUGGAACUCAGGUAUCUUUAGGAGGAUGUGAAACAUCACAUCAUGGGGCGUGGUGCAGUGUGAGCAGGUAAAGAAAAGCCAGUUCUUCCACAUGUAAACACUUGAACUCCAUUUCAUCUUUUCUCAUACCAUCCCUAAGAUUGCGGCAGCUUUCACAUUUGCUUGUUAAACUGAAAGCAUGUUUCUUGCAAAGGCUCUAUUGGAAGGAGCAGAUCGAGGUCUUGGAGAAGCUCUUGGAGGCCUCUUUGGAGGAGGUGGUCAGAGAAGAGAAGGAGGAGGAAGAAAUAUUGGAGGGAUAGUUGGAGGAAUUGUGAAUUUUAUCAGUGAGGCUGCAGCGGCUCAGUAUACUCCAGAACCGCCUCCUAUUCAACAGCAUUUCACCAAUGUGGAGGCCUCAGAAAGUGAGGAAGUUAGGCGAUUUCGGCAACAAUUUACACAGCUGGCUGGACCAGAUAUGGAGGUGGGUGCCACUGACCUGAUGAAUAUUCUCAACAAAGUCCUUUCUAAGCACAAGGAUCUGAAGACCGACGGUUUUAGUCUUGACACCUGCCGGAGCAUUGUAUCUGUCAUGGACAGUGACACGACUGGGAAGCUGGGCUUUGAAGAAUUUAAGUAUCUAUGGAACAACAUCAAGAAAUGGCAGUGUGUUUAUAAGCAGUAUGACAGGGACCAUUCUGGGUCUCUGGGAAGUUCUCAGCUGCGGGGAGCUCUGCAGGCUGCAGGCUUCCAGCUAAAUGAACAACUUUACCAAAUGAUUGUCCGCCGGUAUGCUAAUGAAGAUGGAGAUAUGGAUUUUAACAAUUUCAUCAGCUGCUUGGUCCGCCUGGAUGCCAUGUUUCGUGCCUUCAAGUCUCUGGAUAGAGAUAGAGAUGGCCUGAUUCAAGUGUCUAUCAAAGAGUGGCUGCAGUUGACCAUGUAUUCCUGAAGUGAGCACUGAGAAGUCAAGAGGAGGACAGGAGGACAGGACUGAAAACCUUGCCAUGCUGUACGCAGUUGCUGAUACCCUGUGCAACAGCUGUCAUUUCCUGGCGAGCUCUUUCACAACCCUACGUAUUUCUGAUUGUGUGCUGCCUUUUACUGCUGAAUUAAAACAGAUAUUUCAUGAAAAAUGUUCUGAGUGGUUUGUAUAUCAGGUUUUUGAGAUUUGGAUUUAUAUGGACUUACAUAUAUAUGAUGGGGAGGUUGUGGGGUAGAGUUCUAACGGAGUAGAUUUUAAAAGGUGUUGCUUAUUUGGUGAAUAAAUUCCAAGGAGUAGGAACUUUAUUAUUGUUGUUAUUGUUGUUAAGAAUGAAUUUUUUAAAUCCUGGAAUAAAUCAAGAAAGCCCUCAGGAGAUACAUUUUCCAUUUUAAGAAGCUGGGGAGUGAGGUUCAAAAUCUGUUUUUCUUGUAAUUUUACACCUGGUCUUUCCAUUAUGUAAAAAAAAUGAAAAGUGCUUUUUAGGAAACUUAUUUAACUGUAAAGAAACAGGUUCAGACAAUGAAAUUAAGCAGUUUUAUAUAAGGGUAGCAUUUUUUAAAAAUGAUGGAGCUACUACCUAAAAUUCUAAAGUUCUUUAAUUCUGUUUCUUUAGUAAAAAAAAAAGCACAUAGCAAUUUUGUUUUGUUUUGAUACAUUUGUAAAGAGAGUCAAAGACAUUGGGGAAUAAAACAGUAUACUUAUAGUUCAAAAAUGUCUCUAGCUGCCUUAAUGAAUCAAAAUGUUCGCUCUUACACGUACUUCAUACAAAAUCAGGCAUGCCCUGCUGACGUUAGCCAGUUCUUGUCGUGUCUUGUCCUGCCUUAGAGCAAGGAAAAUUCUUUCGUUCAUCUUUGAAAACUACAGGCAGGAAACAAGCAGCAAACAAAGAAGAAAAAAGAAAAACACAUGAACAGUAAUUAGUUAAAUGGAAUGUAAACCAAUAUAGAGAACAAAUAUUGCUGACUGUUGCAAUUGUUCUCAGCCCUGGCUGCAAUUUGGAAUCACUGGGAGAGCUCUUUAGGAAUACUAAUACUUGAGUCUUCAAAUAUGUUAAAUAAGACUUUUUAGAAGUGGGGCCCAGAGAUGAAUAUUUUUAAAGCUCCUCAAGUGAUUCUGAUGAUCAGCCAAGGUUGACAGCCUCGAUUGCUUUAAAGUAGGGCCGCCUCACAGUAUUUUUCAAGCCUGUCUCAGCCAAAACUAAGGCCAAACAGGAGAGUCAGUGUUGCCAGCAUUCAGGAGAAGGAAGAUAGAAAUACCAAGAAAUUGCCACCCAAAAGCUGGGGUAGUUGUGCCUUUCUUGUGUACAGACCUUGGUUUGGCUUUAUAAUUUUGAUAACAGGCUAUUAUAGCAGAGCAAACAGAAUCCAGAAUCCCGGGGCCAGUAGACACAGCUAGAGAGGCUGCAUUGUAAGUGCGCAGUUCCUCUGUCUGCUAUUUAAUUGGUCUCCACCCAUUCUGCUUCUCUGAUUUUUAAUGCAUUAUCUCUAUCCCAGGCUACUUUGGAUGGUCAUCCCGAGUUUGCAGAUAAAUUCUUCCUUCCUCUUUGGACUCAUUUAGAAGAAAGUUGUAACUAUGGAAAUGAUGUAACUAGCCUGUUAACAUCCUCAACUUCCUGUUAAAAAUCCCUAGUGAAAUGUGGAGAGGUUGGCUUUUGGCCUUUGUGUUCACCAUCAUCACCAUCAUAUAAUAUUUAUGAAACACCACACACAUAAUUCUGAAUGGAGCCAAGCACAGAGAUCACAUCCACUUUCCUCAAGGGACUUGUAAUUUAACCUUGGUCUGGUAUGCUACUUAGACCAGGUGUGGUUACACAAGAAGGAGGCUGCUGCCAGCAACCACACAUUAAUAUCAAUCUCUCUAUUUUAGAAUAAGUCCAGGAAUAUGUUAGGCAUGGAUGUAGUAAAGUAGCCAAGAAAGGGGAAAGCUGCCAGACAUCUUUUAAGGUCUCAGAAUAUUAGGUUUAUAAUUUAACCUUUCCACAGGAUGGUUGUGGAAAGAACAGUGUAACCACAUUUUUGUUCCUCACUUUAUUGUAAAUGUUUCAUAAAAGUUAAAACAAUCAUCUCACACUAGGAGUAGUAUUAUUGCCCUUGCUCCUCAAGUUAAAGGAUUACCUACUUUUACGAUUCUCUUCUAGCAUGCUCACGGAAAAACAUCCCGAAAUUACCUAAGUUUCUCUCCUGUUCUCUUCUGAAUUUGUGUAAGUAACCUCAGACAUCAGAGUGGAUACUAGAAACUAAAAAAUCUGAACUUUUCCCAAGUAACCAAAUAUUUAGCGUUGUGCAGAACCAAUAGCCUAGCAAGUGAUUGAAUUUCUUAGUUUUCAUUCAAUAUUUGUAAAGGCACAUUUUUAAUGUUAGAAGCAAUACUUAACUUGACACCUUUUUAAAAAUUUGCCUGUUCUGUAUGCAAGACUAUUUAUAGCCUAAGAUUUAUAUAAGAUCAUUCAUAUAACUCCAUGCCAUUAUUUUCAAAUUUCUAACAUUAAGUAAUUUAAUCAGUGUAAAUUGAAAAUCAUACUCAGUGAUAAAAAUAUGUGAAAUUAUACAUCUACAUUUUUAAAUUUCAAAAUAUCCCAUGUGAUUUUGAAAAGUAACUUUAUCUUGAUAUAAUCCACUAAAUUUUAUAAUCUAUAAAAAAGGAAAAGAACCAUGUGCUCUGUAACUAUGAACAGCAAACUUCCAAAAACAUUUAAAAUUUGUAUGUGAUCUUAAAGGUCACUUUAAAAAUAUUUUUGGGUAGUGGUGCAUGUGUUUUUAAAAGUUGGUUUAUCUAGCUACCCCAGUCAGAAAUCUUAUCAGUACUGGCUAGACAUGGUAGCUCAAGCCUGUAAUCUUAGCACUUUGGGAGACUGAGGCAGGCUGAUCGCUUUGAGCCCAGGAGUUCAAGACUAGCCCGGGCAACAUGACAAAACCCCGUUUCUACAAAAAAAUUUAAAAAUCCCCACAACUAGCCAAGCAAGUUGGCACACGCCUAUAGUCCCUGCUACUCAGGAGGCUGAGGUGGAGGAUCGCUUGAGCCCGGGAGGUCCAGGCUGAGUGACACAGGGAGACCCUGUCUUGAAAAAACAAUUAUUAAAAAAAUUCUUAUCAGUAGUAUUACACAACUACACAUAUAGUGGGGACUUAAAAAAUAUUUGUGGAGGCACUUACGACAUAUGGAUAUUUAAUGUGCCUACUGAUCUUGAAGAACCUUCUGAAUUGCUUUUUAAAAAUAUUUAAGUAUAUUAAAACAAUUUUAUUCCUAGAAAAUUGAUACAAUUUAUAUGGUUAGAAAUAUGCUCUUAAUCAGAAUAUUCAGUUAAAUAGAAUACUUCUUCCCAUACUCUUCUGCAUAACUGAGAAUUUACUGUAUUUUAAUACUAAUACUCCUUUCGAUUUAUAGAGUAUCUUUCAAGAUGUGAAGACUUUUUUUCUGUUGGUUGCUGUCAAGUAAAUUCUGUUUUAUGUAAACAUUUUAAAAUUAUUUUGACGACAUUGGUUAUCUCUCAUUUACAGGGAUGAUAUAUAUCAGUUAUAACACAACACAG
Molecule: messenger RNA, 5226 nt
Organism: Cercocebus atys (sooty mangabey)
Lineage: Eukaryota; Metazoa; Chordata; Mammalia; Primates; Cercopithecidae
Gene: CAPNS2
Product: calpain, small subunit 2
Exons: 1
Coding region: 918-1664 (248 amino acids)
Molecular function (GO): calcium ion binding
Source: RefSeq, a predicted model, not a curated record